Molecule: messenger RNA, 1992 nt
Organism: Colletotrichum navitas
Lineage: Eukaryota; Fungi; Ascomycota; Sordariomycetes; Glomerellales; Glomerellaceae
Product: multicopper oxidase-domain-containing protein
Exons: 3
Coding region: 1-1494 (497 amino acids)
Molecular function (GO): oxidoreductase activity; copper ion binding
Source: RefSeq, a predicted model, not a curated record
AUGUAUAAUCAGGCUUUGAUUGUCUUUCCCAUACUCGCAGCGGACCUACCUCCUAGAAAACACCAGGCCAAGAUAUUGGCCCUGCGACAUAUUUGGGUUAUCAUCAUAGAUGCCGCCCAAUUCUUAUUCGGCUCUCCAUCCUUUGGAGAUGUAGCGCAGUGCCGUUUCGGAGGCAGGCCCAGCUUGCUCCAUAUUGAUACUUUGACGAAGCAUGGACAUCCCAUUUUCACUCGUCUCGGCAGCAACAUUGUCAAAUUCGUUUGCAACUACACGCUGACGACAGGCUUCAAAUCAUGCAGCACACCUGACAAUAGGAGUUGCUGGCUGCGAGACCCAGACACAGGAGAAGAAUAUAAUAUAAACACAGACUACGAGACCAAUAUACCUCAAGGCAUCACCCGCAUAUACCAUCUCAACGUCACUGACGGGGAUAUCAAUGCGAACGGCCUAGAUUCAAACGGAGCUAAACUGUUCAACGACCUUUGGCCUGGGCCUCUUAUAGAAGCCUGUUGGAGAGAUGAGGUUGGGAUUCAUGUUCACAACAAGCUAGCUUACAACGGAACCAGUAUUCAUUGGCACGGUAUUCGACAGAAUCAGACUAUGCACAUGGACGGUAUCAAUGGAAUCACACAGUGUCCCAUCGCUCCGCAAAGCCACUUCGUGUACAAGUGGAAUGCCACGCAGUAUGGCAGCUCAUGGUAUCAUAGCCACUAUUCAGUGCAAUAUGCUGAUGGACUACAAGCACCUAUAGAAAUUCACGGACCAACAUCUUUCCCAUACGACGAGGCCAUCGAGCCAAUCACCGUGACUGAUUGGGCAAACAAUAGUGCGUUCGAGAAUAUCCAUCCGGGCCGAAAGCCGGAUAGGGAAGAUAUCUUACUGGGUGGGCUGGGAAACAUAGUCCGAUUCACGGGUGGCAAGACCGCAAACACGACUGAGAUCCCCCGAGGCUAUGAGGUCUGGUUCGACAACAUCAAGCCCAACCCUGCGACGCGGGCCAAGCGCUAUCUGUUGCGUCUCAUCAACACGUCUUUUGAUACCACCUUUGUAUUUUCCAUCGACAACCACAACUUCACUGUCAUCGAAGCCGACUUCGUUCCGGUCAAGCCAUUCAAUGCAACUUCGAGUCUCAUUGCCAUUGGCCAGAGGUGCCAUGUUAUCGUGGAAGCCACGCCAGUGGUCAACAGCUCGUACCCCUCUGCUAACCCAUUGCCCGAUGACGGCAACUACUGGAUUAGAACAUGGGUCGCCGACCGCUGCGGCGUUAUCUUGAAAUACAUAGGCGACAAGGAGAAUUACAUGAAAACGUGCAUCCUGCGAUAUGAAUAUACCAGCACCGUCGAGCCUAGCACUACAGCGUGGGAGGUAAGCCCGGACUGUUCUGACACAGCCAUCAAUAAUCAGAUCGUGCCCGUCGUGCCUUGGACAGUUGGAGAUGGUGCAUACGGCCAAAUAGCCGUACUCCUAGCCGACGGUUUGGACAGGGCUCCCUAGCAGGGCCCGGGCGGAGGGACGGAUACAGCUAACCGGUACAAACGUCGGUAAAGAAGCCGCUCCCUCCAUAGGUGCCGUCAGCUUUCCCAAGAUACUUGACCAUAUAAGCCUGGAAGCAUUCCAACGGCACUUACCCCGUGACAGGCAGUCGAGGGGAUAAUUUAGCUCAGUCGACAUCCUAGCUCGAGUCCUGGUUCGCCAAGACCGUUGCUUCCUAGUUGUUUGUCGAAACUAGAUUACAUGGUAAACAACUGGCCGGAUCACAACCCAUGCCCCCCCCCUCUCAGACCAGUCCCCACACAAUGGCUCUUUCAGCUGGUGUCCACUAGGCCUGCACGCAUAUCUCUCACCCAUUGUUUGUACUGGCAACAUGGACCCCGACCAAUCAGCGCCGGGGCUUCGGGUGGUGGGUGUGGUGACCGCAAACUAAGGCAUAUCAAGGCUUAUACGGUAAGGCUUACCCUGCGGACCGGUGGCGGCGCUGACUGCCAUUCCUUC